Molecule: messenger RNA, 1884 nt
Organism: Calidris pugnax (ruff)
Lineage: Eukaryota; Metazoa; Chordata; Aves; Charadriiformes; Scolopacidae
Gene: DGCR2
Product: DiGeorge syndrome critical region gene 2
Exons: 10
Coding region: 1-1635 (544 amino acids)
Cellular component (GO): membrane
Molecular function (GO): protein binding
Source: RefSeq, a predicted model, not a curated record
AUGGCUGUUGCUCUGCUCUUUGUGGGGCACGGUAAGAACGUGCUGAGCAGCAGCACAGGGUUUGGUGAGGCAACACAACCUUCUUCUCCCCUAGAGCUGCGCUGCACGCCGAAGCAGUUCGCCUGCCGGAGCGGGACCAUCCAGUGCAUCCCUUCCAACUGGCAGUGUGAUGGGUGGCCCACCUGCGAGGACGAGAGCGAUGAAGUUGACUGUCCAGGGGACCAGCGAACCUACCAUGGGAAGGAGAGUGUGGACUCCAGGCACGGCCGGGGGAGAGGAGGGGAGACAACCCGCUUCCACACCGUCAACGUGGCGCAGCCUGUCCGAUUUAGCAGAAAGUGCCCAACAGGGUGGCAUCACUAUGAGGGCACAGCCAGCUGUUACAGGGUGUAUCUGAACGGGGAGAACUACUGGGACGCCGUGCAGACAUGUCAGCGGGUGAACGGGUCCCUCGCCACCUUCACGGCAGACCAGGAGCUGCGCUUCAUCCUGGCCCAGGAGUGGGACUUGGAGGAAAAGACAUUCGUGAGGAAGGACCAGCGCAGGUUCUGGGUGGGAUAUCAGUAUGUGAUCACCAAUCGAAAUCACUCCCUAGAAGGUCACUGGGAAGUAGCCUAUAAAGGCUCUUCAGAAGUGUUUUUACCCCCUGACCCCAUCUUUGGUACGGCUAUGUCUGAAAAUGAAAACGUCCUUUGUGCCCAGCUCCAGUGUUUCCAUUUCCCUACCCUUCGGCACCACGGUUUGCACAGCUGGUUCGCUGAAAACUGCUACGAGAAAUCCUCAUUCCUCUGCAAACGGAGCCAGACGUGCGUUGAUAUCAAAGACAACAUUGUCGACGAAGGCUACUAUUUCACCCCCAAAGGCAACGACCCCUGUCUGAGCUGCACGUGUCACAACGGGGAACCUGAAAUGUGCGUGGCUGCUCUGUGCGAGCGGCCCCAGGGCUGUCAGCAGUAUCGCAAGGACCCCAAGGAGUGCUGCAAAUUCACCUGUUUAGACCCAGAUGGCAACAGCUUGUUUGACUCGAUGGCCGGUGGGAUGCGUCUGAUCGUUAGCUGCAUCUCCUCCUUCCUCAUCCUCUCUCUCCUGCUGUUCAUGGUCCACCGGCUGCGCCAGAGGCGGAGAGAGCGCAUAGAGUCCCUGAUUGGAGCCAACUUGCACCAUUUUAACUUGGGCCGCAGGAUGCCUGGCUUUGAUUACGGUCCCGAUGGUUUUGGGACUGGCCUCACGCCGCUGCAUCUUUCGGAUGAUGGGGAAGGUGGGGCAUUUCAUUUCCACGACCCGCCCCCACCCUACACUGCGUACAAGUACCCAGAUAUUCAACACCCUGAUGACCCACCUCCUCCUUACGAGGCUUCUGUCAAUCCCGAUGGCAUCCUUUGUUCCACUCCAGAUGGAGUUCUUUCUCAGACUGUGCAAAGCAGUCCUCCAUCGCUAGGAAACUGUGAUGUAUCCCCGCAGCUUACAGAGGGCUCGCUUCCUCCCUCCGUCGGUCCCUCUCCAGUGGAGCUGGAAGACUCUGCUGACAGCAGCACCUUUCUUGUCCCUCCUGACACUCCGCUAAACGAAAACCCGCCGGCAGAAACUCUCACGGGCAGCCGCCACAGCCACUGUUCUCUCAACACCAUCGUAUAAAGGAGCAAAGAGCUGACUGCCCCUCAGAAAUAGUUUUAGCAGCCGUUUGCACAGACAAACACUAAUCCGUGGUUUGAACUUCAGAAGGAAUCCCCACUUUUGGUUUUUUUUUUUUUGAACACUGCUUUUAUGUUCUAGAUUAGGAUUGUGCCUCUCGUUUUUUGGCUGUCGUUAUUCAUUCACUAAUCGUUUUGUCCUGUACAUAUGGAUUGUUUAACUGCUCUUUUUUUUUUUUUUUUUUUUUUCUUU